AUGUCAAGGGAAGGCAAGCUUGUGGCUCGAAGCGGCAAUGCUGCCAGGAGGUUCAAGGCGUCUCUGGCAGGAAGCCGUAACACAGAUUUCCUCAAGCUGGUGGAAAGAACCGAGGGUGCUUUCCAGUCUGGCGAUGACACGGCUGUGGAGGAAGUUCGACGAAUCCUGGCGGACGUCCGUGCCCAGUACGAUCAGGUUCAUCUCGAAGCUGAACGUCGGGAGGCUGAGAUCGCCACACUUCGGGAGCAGAUCCGGGCUGCAGAUCGAAAUCACGGCUAUGGGGCCGACGAGUCAUCCAAGAAGGAGGACUCAUACCAAUCGAUCGAACAGCAAUGGUAUGACAUCGUCAAAAAGCGCGGAGCACUCGAUGAGGCCAAGACAUGCAAGAAGGUGUACAAUCACAUGUGCGAAAGGAUCACAAAGGAGCAGUCGUUGCUGAAAGAGAAGCUUGUCCUCAUGGAGGCACAUCUGCACAGAAAGAACUCCGAGUCCCGGAGAAAGGUUGCGGUCCAGGAACGUCUGGUUCGAAAAGGGGCUCAGUGUUCGCAGGACCUUGACAUUCUGGAGCAAGACGUUGAGCACGAGAGGGUGGUACGCGAUGAAGCGCUGGCCAAGAUGAAUUCAUGUUUGCAGGCGAAAAUCGAUGCAAAGCAACGCCGGGAAAAGUUCGAGUGGUGGCGCCAUGAGAUCGCCCUGGAUGCGGCCAACGAAGCCUUCAAUGCCUCCGCCGGCCGUCUUCGCAAACUGUAUGCAGUGGAGAAGCUGGCAGGAAACUGCUUGCAGAAGGUGACUUUCGAGCAGGUGGAGCGUUCGCAGAACACCGAGGAUGGGUUUCAGAAGAUCCGCGAGGUGACUGGCCUGGCAGAUGUCAUGGACAUUGUUCACAAGUUUCUGAACAGAGACGUAGAACAUGAGCAGCUGAAGAACUCCGUCAAAGAAGCAGAGGUCCGUUUGGACAAUCUGCGCGAGCAGUUCGAGCGCUUCAAGCGCGAUACAGAAGGCAUCACCUUUGACACGGACACAUCUGGCAAGUCCCGUGCCAUUUACCUUGAGGUCGAGGAGCACGAAGCCAAGCUCAACUUGUUCCAAAAGGAGCAUGAGCAAAGCCGUGAGAAGCUCCAGCAGAGCACGUUGCAGGUGGAGCACAUGAAACGCUGGGCCAAUCGCAUGGGCAGAUCUUUAGCAAUGUUUGAGGACUGUCAGCGUGUGGAGAAAGCGUCUGAUCUUCCCGUAUUCUACAACCAGAUGCAGCGUGCAGUCGACAAAUUCGUCCAGAACAUAGCUCAGCUCAUCUCCUCGGGCAAGGUACAACGGAAGAACAUGUCUCAAGCCGGCAGCAAAGAGUCUCAAGAGGCACGCCGGCUGCUUACAGACAAGGACUUCUUAAAGGCGAAUUGCCGCGUGCCGAAGUCUCUGGACGCUGGCCGGCCUCCUUCUCGCCAGGGCAACAACGCUGCUCCGGAAGAAGACGCAGAUGACAUUCAGAAGCAAGACAGAGAGAGGUGCAAGAAGGAAUCAGCAGAUCGCGUGCAAGAUGCUGCUUUUCGUGAAUUCCGCAAGAAGCAAGGCGGAGUGAAGUGA
Molecule: messenger RNA, 1581 nt
Organism: Symbiodinium necroappetens
Lineage: Eukaryota; Dinophyceae; Suessiales; Symbiodiniaceae
Source: the annotation of a GenBank genome assembly